UUAAUAUCAAACUGGAUAAAGCUGCAACACGGUAAAUGUGAAAUCAUUUUCAUACUUGUAUUUCAGAUGUUUGCUUUUUUGAGAGUUUAAAAACGUCAAGAAUGCUUGAAACACAUCGGUAAUUGAAGACAAGUGAAUGCAAAACUAACGAUGGAAAAAGAACAGAAAGAAUUUUCGAAUUGGGUUCAGAACAUUAAUGCUUUGCAGAUAACGAAAGUAGCUUUUCAUGAAUUUGCUAUAGAUAAAUUGGCUGCUGAAAUGCGUACGUGGAAGAUAAGUGAUAUCUCAGAAUUUUUACAAUUCAUUAAUGACAUUGAACAAAAAAUUGUCGAGAAGCCUAAUAAAAGCAAGCCGUGGCAAUGUAAAGCUAAACAUGAAACUUGUGAAACCAUAUUGAAUAGUUUAAUGCAGAUCCGUCAGAACCAAACUUUCAACAUUCGGCUUGAAAAUGAACUGUGCAAACAACUUAUGCUUGGGGAUUCUGCAGAGGAAACUCGAAGCAAAGUAGCAACGAUUCCCAAAAUAAAGAAGCCUGACGCAUUGAAAUUAUUUAGAGCAAUCUUUGGAAAUUCGCGCAAAGCUUCACCCGGGAAAGCUAUCAGAAAGGGCGCUGAAGAGGCUAGUUACGACGACAUAUUUAAAGGAUGCAGGAAGAGGCAUAUUUGGUGUAUAGCAAAUAUGUUUAUGCAAGAUGGAACAAGAAGAACUAACAUCUACAACACAGAACCAGCUAAUACAGAUGCUGCUAUGUUCUUUAAGAUGAUGAAAAACUGCAAAUUGUUUAUCGCCUCGCAGGAUGAUUCGGAGAGUAAGAUAGCCGAGGUGAUUGAGUGCAGAAACAGAUUGUUCCACUCCCCAAAUAAUCGGGUACAAACACCUGAUGCUGAUGCAAAUUUCACAACUUUGAUAAACCUUCUGAAGCAAUAUGAUGACAUUCCAUCUUGCAGAGACGCCAUACAAAGAAUUGAUGACAUGCGUGGCCAAACCAUUGUAUUCGGAACGGCUAACAAAACUUUGGUAAAAAAAGCUUGGUUUCUAAAAUCUUUUGAAUUAGAGACCGACUUAGAAAUUGAGAGAAGCAAAGGAUAUAGCUGUGAUGAAAUAGAGGAAUUACUGGAAGAAACUAAGGAGCAAUUUUCAAACCAAAGUUUACUUCACUAUUCGGGAACGAAGUCUACAGAAGAAUACAGAAAAGAAAACGAAGAGUAUGAAGAGGAAAUUCAGAAAAUAAAGAACGACGUAACACGCAUAGAGAUACAAGAUUUAAUGGAAGAACUCAAAGAACAAUACAAACAGGUAGCAAAGAUGUCGGAAAAAGAUACUGAUGACCCUAACCACAAAACAGAAAUCAAAGACCUGCAACAGAAAUUGAAAAAUGUACGAAGUGAACUUGAUAAACUUAAUGAAAAAAGGAUUCAGGUAGCGGAAUUGAAGGAUGAAAACCGAUUGACAACGGAAUUCAAAGAGAGUAUAGAGGAGAUUCGAAAGGACUUCAGAAAUGAACAGAAAAUUCUUCAGAAAGAAUUAUCUGAAUUAAGGAAGCAAACACAACAGAAUGACGCCACUACACAUUUGACAGAAACAGUUUCAGAUUUGGCCACCUCUUCACCUCAGCAAAUUGUUCAUGAAAAAGAAACAGAUUUAGAAGCUCACGAUUCGGAAGAUUGGUACUGUGACAUUGAUGAAUUAGAUUCAUUUGAAGACAAAGAUGAGACAAGCACGAACAAUAGAGACAUGUUAAAUGAACCAAAGGAGGCAUCAAACUUACCAUUUGAAACUUUUAGUAGGAGCGGAAAGCGUGUCAUCGCAUCAGUAACUUUUGGACGUACAUUCACUCAAUUUAUAGUUUUACCAAGCAAGUAUUUCACGACAGAACAAAACUUCGGGUAUUCUUCUUUGGUGCAGAUGUUAUCCAGCACAAUCCUUUUAAAUCAAAAGAAGGAAGUAGAGGAAUAUGGAGCUGUAGCAAAGGAAAAAUACGAUGACUUGAACUCAACACAGAAGCGUGAACAAUACUUCUAUUUUGAAUCACUCAAAAUAAAUAAUAGUGUGGGAUUGACAGACAAUCUGCAAAUAGAAGAUGUUAGAGGUCGCAGUAUGAAUGCUGUUGACGUAUAUAGCGCCGCUAUCAAGUACAUAAAAGUGCUCAGUCCGAAAAGCUACAAAGAAACAAUCCGACAAUGGAAUGACAGGUUCAGCAAUAUUUCUGAGGACGAUGAUCGACUAAUACCAGAUGAGCCAAUUUCUGAGGAUGAUAUAUUUUGGGUCUUUACGGAACCUGCGGUAUCAGAUGGAAAUGUAAAGAGCUGCAUCACAGAGGCUGCUGAAAAGUCAGGAAUACGAAACGAGCAUGUAGCUGUAAUCCCGGAACCAGUAGCUGCUUUAGCAUAUUGUAUGCAUACACCAGAAAAAUGGCGUGUAGAACCUUUGUCAAUUGAAAAGUACACAAAAUAUUUGAUCGUAAAUUUCGGAGAACAGACGGUGACUAUCUCAACAUGUGAAGCAAUAGACCAGAGUACAUUCAAGGAGAUGGAUUUUCCGGUAGAAUACACAGUUAAAACGGAUGUCGCAUACGAAGACUUUGUGACUGAAGUCAUAGGUAAAAAGGCUCUUGGAAAACGAUCAAGCAGUGAAACUGAUGUCAUUGUGUUGGUUGGCCCGGAUGAAGAUGUUAUUUACUAUACUUCUAAUUUGCGCAGUGCCAUAAAAAGGAAAUUCCCACAGAAACGUAUAUAUAUUCCGGCGGAUUGUGCCAGAGCAGUGAUCGUUGGCGCAGCACAUUGUUGCUACAUACCUAUGACUUUAAUAAAGUAGUCAGAUACAACCUAUCCUAAAUGAUAAACAUGAGGACGUGUCUAUUUCGUGACAAAUGACAAAAUAAAAAUUCAUAUUGUUUGUACAUAAUUUAGUAAAUAUCCGAGUUUCAUUUAUUUUACUUGUUCAAUAUGAGUAUGACAAAACAGCUCAGUCAGGUAAAAUGCAGAUACCAGUAGCUAAUACUGAAUAUUAUUUUCAGAUCUUGUUUCUUCUAUUCGGUUUCCUAUCUGUUCCAUAAUUUUCGUUCCUGAUGAUUUGUUUUUACAUUUAUGUCUUUUUGUAUAAAAUUUUCCAGUUUAUAUGUUUAUGAUCAUAUAUAUUCUUUUAACUAAUAAUUUACUUAUUAUAACUGGAUUUUUCUCAUUAGCCAUAUCGGCCUAAAAUGUAUCUGUCUUGUCAUAUGGAAAAUGAUAAAAACUAAAAAAAAGGAAUAUAAUUACUUAUGCCAUAAUGAAAAGAAAAUUAACUGAUAUCGCAUGUUUCCGAACCAAAACGGCAACAAUAUCUGUUGAAUAUAACAUAUAUGUUUUGCCUAUGAACUAAUUUGUAUUUGCUACUAAAACUUGAACUAUUUAGAGUUUUAAAGGUUUCAAAAAUGAAUUUCCUAUGCUUCAUCAAGUAAUUUUUCUUUCUUGCAUGCCGGCCAGGAUUUUCCCGUGCUUCUCGGUGCUAGAAAAACUCAUCUUACAGCCAGGGGUGUACAAAAAAGCGCCUUAAAGAAGAACCUUUGUUUUUCUUUAUAUCUUCUAUAAAUUGAAGAAUAAGGCACGCAAGAAAAAGAAUCAAUCACUG
Molecule: messenger RNA, 3609 nt
Organism: Mercenaria mercenaria
Lineage: Eukaryota; Metazoa; Mollusca; Bivalvia; Venerida; Veneridae
Exons: 14
Coding region: 151-2814 (887 amino acids)
Source: RefSeq, a predicted model, not a curated record